Molecule: messenger RNA, 787 nt
Organism: Phascolarctos cinereus (koala)
Lineage: Eukaryota; Metazoa; Chordata; Mammalia; Diprotodontia; Phascolarctidae
Gene: CENPA
Product: centromere protein A
Cellular component (GO): nucleosome
Molecular function (GO): DNA binding; structural constituent of chromatin; protein heterodimerization activity
Source: RefSeq, a predicted model, not a curated record
GCUGCCCCGUGCCCUCCAGACCGCAGGUCAGUCAGUCAGAGCGGCCUCCCGGGCCCUGCGCGAGCCGCUGGAGGAGGGAGGCGAGGCAGGUACGUAGGAGGGAGCUGUAGGUUCCCGGGCCCCGCGGCCUCCGAUGCCUACACUCUGCCCCCGCCAGGUAGGACCAUGAGACCGGGUCGCCGCAAAUCCACCCCAAAGAAGCGCCCCGGGACCCCGUCUCAGCCCCGCGCCUCCACCUCCACCACGCCCCCCGCAGGCUCUUCUCGCCGCCGCCGCUUUCCCGGUGGACUAAGCCAUCGGAUUCUUAGGGAGAUCCGCAAGCUGCAGAAAAGCACGGACCUGCUGAUCAGGAAGGCACCCUUUGGUCGACUAGUUAGAGAAAUAUGCCUCCGAUAUACUCGAGGAGUGGACUUCUAUUGGCAAUCUCAGGCCCUACUGGCCCUGCAGGAGGCAGCUGAAGCAUUUAUAACUCAUUUAUUUGAAGAUGCCUAUCUCCUCGCCAUACAUGCCCGGAGGGUAAUGUAUCCCAAAGAUAUUCAACUGGCCAGAAGGAUCCGAGGUUUGCAGGAAGGACUAGGCUAAAUACUUGAGGACAAUGGACCUUUAAACCUAGAAGUUAAAAAUUUAAUUCCUUUCUAUUUCUCCAACCACUUGAGUUCCCAGUCUGGAGUUGCCACUUACCAUCUUCAACGCCUUGUCAUCGUAUCCAUCUCUUGGGCACAGUUCUCUGGAGAAUCGGGGAUUGUUCCUUUUUACAAAAUUUAAAUAAAAUGUUUUUAAUUAAGGA